AUGGAUGCAGAUUUGACCGUUGAUUAUCCGGAUGGUCUUGAGCCAGCGCCGGCUGGUCCACAGCCGCCCGAUUCAAGUGAUUUAGUUUCACAUGUUCCUUUUCUGGUGCAGCAGCCGGUGGCCCGCAAGAUACCAGAAUGUGAGCAGAGUAGAACUUCUUGGGUGCAAUGUACGAAUCCAUUCAUACUUGAAGUGUUCGCAGGCUCAGGGAGAGUCACCGCGUGCUUGCGAGCCGCAGGGUUAACCAACUGCUUUGGUGUCGAUCAUAAAUUGGUUAACCCUGUAGGUGCUGUCCGGCUUGCCGAUUUGACUACGAAGGAAGGGCAACAGCUGUGCAUGAAAUGGGUUAAAAGCCUUUUGUGUGCGGGAAUUUUUGCCGCACCUCCUUGUGGCACUGCCAGCCGUGCAAGGGAGAUCCCCUUGAAAGGCCGCCAGGGUGCUGGACCGCAGCCGUUGCGGUCAACAAAGUUCCCAAAUGGCAUCCCGGGGGUACGCAAAUUUUUGAAGCCUAGAGUGAGUGCAGCAAACAAAUUAUAUGAAUUCGUUACAGACCUGGCGAUGCAGUGCUUGUCCAACCAGCAGCUUGUGUGCAUUGAAAACCCACGUUCGUCUUUAUAUUGGAGAACGUCCUUUUUCAAACAAAUCUCCCAUGAAAUGCGGUUUGUUGCUCACCAAGCCUGUGCUUACGGCAGUGAACGGCCGAAAUGGACGGCGCUGGCACAUAAUCAUCAGCUGCUUGACCAGCAGUACGACACAUCGCUGAUCAUGAUGCGGGCUACUUCCGGAUUCCAGCCGAAAGCUUCUAAGCUGCCCCCUCUGGCAGAGUCUGUGACCAACCGUGUGCCCAGGGCGGAGUCGGUCUGGGGUGUGCCGUGGUCAGAGGAUGAGUUUGUAACGCAAGCCGCUUUGCUUGAAGCUCAUGGAUACCCAGACAUGGGGGUUUGUGAUGAGAUGAUGCGCGGGGUGUCGCUCACGGAUGAAGUGCCUAUGACAGGGUUGUUUGAAGCCUCUUUCAAACCGGCAGAGCGCACCCUUGAGUCUUUGUCCGAGGCGGCAGGCGCCAGCAAUGUGGCAAUCUUCAACAGCACGCGUUCGUCAGGUUCGCCAGAGCUCGACGCCGAGGUGUACAGGAAAACCCAAGUGGAACUAGACGAAGGCUGGAUCACGGGCCCUUACGAGCUAGGGGAGUUAGAGGUGGGGGCCGUGCUAAAUCGCAGAUUCGGACUUCAGCAGGCCAACAAGGUGAGGUUGAUUGACAACUUCAGUGGCAGUGGAGUGAACAGCACUGUGCAAGUGUGCGAAUCACCCAAACCUCAUACCACAGAUGUGGUGGCGGCUGUGUGUUCGCGUUUGCUGCAAAACUGUGAUAGCGCAACUGAUGUGCUGGGUGCCGCCUACGAUCUGAAUUUGGUGUGGACGAACUUCUUCGACGACUUCAUCACCUUUUGCAGAUCGCCUGAAGCUGUGAGCACUA
This is a messenger RNA of Effrenium voratum, 1474 nucleotides long. The record is from the annotation of a GenBank genome assembly. NCBI's taxonomy places the organism in Eukaryota, Dinophyceae, Suessiales, Symbiodiniaceae.